UCACAUUUUUAUUUAUUUAUUUAUUUAUUUUUCUUUUUAUUAUUUUUAUUUUCCAAGCAUCACUGUCUUCUUCUUCUUCUCGUCCAUGGCGUGCCGCGAGAUCCACAGCUGGACGCUGUGCUCCAUGGUCGGAGCCUACCUCGACCUCGCCUUGGCCUAUCUCCUUCUUUGCGGAUCCUUCAUCGCCUUCCUUGCCGCCAAGUUCCUCUCACUUCUAGGGCUCGACCUCCCCUGCUCCUGCGACGGCUUCUUCGGCCUCCCUCACCCGCCGGCCACCCGUUGCCUUCAAGGCCUCCUCACCCACUGCCCUGCCGACAAGAUCACCUCCGUGCGGAACUCGGUGCUCCGUCGCUUCCCCUUCGAUUCCAUCUUCAACGAUCGCUGUGAGACCACCCCUUGUUGUUUCGAUGUGAAGUUCGUCACGGAUAACAGCAAUAGGUUGCUGGAGACGCACGAGGUCGAGCUUUCCAGAUCGGUCUCUAAUGGAAGGCUGACACUUCCCAGCCCUGGCUUCGAGUCACAGAGCUCGUCGCCUUCACGAUCCGUCCUGCGACGGCGGAGAAGAACCUUUGCUCCCCGAUCAGCUCCCUCGUCCAGACCUAAACUUCUGGACAGCGGAGAGCAGCUGGGUAUCUCCGAGGGUUGUUCAUCGUCUGCGGAUUUCACUACCAGUCCUGAGGAUCAUCUUCUUGGUAAUUGUACUGAUUCUUUAGUGGAAAAAGAUGGUGGUAUUGUUGAUAAGGAUGUGGAUGUAUCUGAGCUUAGUGAAGUAGAAGUGAUUAAGAAGUUGGAGAAAGCACUAGAGGAAGAGCAGAAUGCAUAUGCUGCUCUUUGUCUUGAGUUGGAGAAAGAGAGAAGUGCUGCUGCCAGUUCUGCAGAUGAGGCCAUGGCUAUGAUAGUGAGAUUGCAGGAGGAGAAAGCAGCUAUAGUGAUGGAGGCUCGGCAAUAUCGUAGGAUGAGUGAAGAGAAAUCGGCUUAUGAUGAGGAGGAAAUGGAUAUUCUAAAGGAGAUUAUUGUGAGGAGAGAAAGGGAGAAGCAUGUUUUGGAGGGUGAGCUUGAGGUUUACAGGCAGAUGAUGGUUUCCGAUGAGCGGUUUCAGAGUAAUCUGGUUGGUGAUUGUUUUGAUAUUGUGCUUCCGGUGGAGCAGAAGCAACUGGUUGAUGAAUCUUUUGGCAAGAAGGAGGAGAAUGAUACACCGUGCAUCGACAAGGAUUGGAUGGGUCAUGGGCAUUGGAUUGAUCAAUCUGGUUUGGAGACUGAAUGUUUGGAUGCAAUGCAGGUUCCUACAGGUACUAAACUGAACUUUGGAGAUGAGUGCGAGGCUAUGACACAAAUUUGCACAUAUUCUGUGAAAACACAAGGCUCUGUGUUUGAGGGAAGUUCGUCUAGUAAGGGAAAGUCUGAUGAUCUUGGUUCUGUUGUUCCGGCUGAUGUUUUAUACAAACAGAACGACAGAAAUGCAGACCAUAGUUGCAACGUCUCAACAAAGACUGAGAUUGAAUCAAGUAUCCUCGAUGUUCAUGUCAUUGAUGAUGGAAGGCUGGAGACUGGCCAUGAGAAAAACAGAGAACUUGGUGAUACUGAGAACAUCUUAAGGAAUAAUAGCCCAAGAAUUGAAUCUUCAGGGAGCAGUAAUGCUGAUUGUCCGAAUGUUCACCCAGGUACAAAGUGGAGGGUACCGGAAGGGAUUCAGAGAAGUAGCUCAGAAAGUGAAAUGGUAACCCAAAUGACUGAUUCUCCACCUGACUCAACACCUCACAAAUUAAAGAGUUCAAAGUCUUCAGUUGACAGUGAAAGAAUUAAACUUGAAAUUGAAGUUGAGCUCCUGAGGAAAAGACUAAAAACGGUCCAACAAGGAAGAGAGAAGUUAAGCAUUGAACGUAGAGAAAAGGAGGAUUUCCAGCUGCAACUUCUUGAGGAAAUCUCCAGCCAACUAAGAGAGAUCAGAAAGGCGACAGAACCUGUGAAGGGAGCUCGUCGAGCCUCUUUACCUCCUCAGUUCUCCAAGGCUUGAUUUUUCAAAAUUCAACUGAUUUUCAUUGAGGGAUACAAACUGUUCAUUAUGUUUAUAUACAUGUCAGUUCUUUGUACUCCUCACUGAUCUUCCAAACUCUCUGUACAUGAAACUCGAUGUUGAAUUAGAUUUUCCACUGCAAGUCUUGGUGCUUCUAAACUUCUGGGGGCGCAAUGUGCUUGAUGCA
Molecule: messenger RNA, 2201 nt
Organism: Dioscorea cayenensis subsp. rotundata (Guinea yam)
Lineage: Eukaryota; Viridiplantae; Streptophyta; Magnoliopsida; Dioscoreales; Dioscoreaceae
Exons: 2
Coding region: 86-2014 (642 amino acids)
Source: RefSeq, a predicted model, not a curated record